Paecilomyces variotii is the source of this 2256-nucleotide messenger RNA. Its product is annotated as carboxyl transferase. Bases 184 to 1926 code for a protein of 580 amino acids. Gene Ontology annotation, molecular function: methylcrotonoyl-CoA carboxylase activity. The record is from RefSeq and is a predicted model, not a curated record. The transcript is spliced from 2 exons. Gene Ontology annotation, cellular component: mitochondrion; methylcrotonoyl-CoA carboxylase complex. NCBI's taxonomy places the organism in Eukaryota, Fungi, Ascomycota, Eurotiomycetes, Eurotiales, Thermoascaceae. Gene Ontology annotation, biological process: L-leucine catabolic process.
CGUACUACUACUACAUACCUAGGUACCUUACCGCACCUCGUCCUCUCUUCCUGCUGCGUACCUCCCAUUGCACUACUCUUACUCCCCUCUUUGCAAAGGAGAUAUCUGAAGAAUAAUAAUCUGAAAAACUGUCUGACAUCUCUCUAUUUCCUUUUUCCUUUUAUCCUUGCGACGUUCUCCACCAUGGCCCCCACAAUCCGAGGCCCGUCCCUAGUCCUUCUCCGCAAUUUGCCCUCGAAAACACUACCCGGUCGCCAACUACAACCUCGACGACGGCUGCUGUUAGGAGGAUUCACGACACGUCCACGGACAAUUGCCAGCUAUACGCACCGACACCAUGCUUCCGCGAUAUCGGUCCUCCCCACGGCGGUGGAUACAUCCUCCGCUGAUUUUCAGGAGAACGCGGCACAAAUGAACGAGUUGUUGGAGAAAAUGUCGAAGCUGCACGAGAAGAUUGCACAAGGAGGACCACAGAAAUCGAAGGAGAAACAUCUGGCACGAGGAAAGAUGCUGCCUCGAGAUCGAGUGUCGGCGCUUAUCGACCCUGGGACAUCUCUUUUGGAACUCUCCCCGUUGGCGGGAUAUGACAUGUACGGAGAAGAGGUACCGUCUGGAGGAAUCAUUACUGGGAUAGGCACUGUUGAGGGUGUCACAUGCAUGAUUGUCGCCAAUGAUAGUACCGUCAAAGGAGGCACGUACUAUCCGAUCACCGUGAAGAAGCAUCUCCGUGCCCAGGCAAUUGCACAGGAAAACAAACUACCUUGCAUCUAUCUCGUGGAUUCUGGCGGUGCCAACCUUCCUCACCAAGCCGAUGUCUUUCCAGAUAAAGACCAUUUUGGCCGGAUAUUCUUCAACCAGGCAAGGAUGAGCUCACAGGGGAUACCCCAGAUAUCGGUCGUGAUGGGACCUUGCACCGCUGGAGGCGCAUAUGUCCCUGCUAUGAGCGACGAGACAAUCAUCGUCGAGAACCAGGGCACUAUCUUCCUUGCGGGCCCUCCACUUGUCAAGGCAGCGACGGGAGAAGUGGUGUCCGCAGAAGACCUAGGCGGUGGACAUCUACAUAGCACGGUGUCCGGUGUCACGGAUUAUCUGGCGGUUGAUGACGCACACGCCCUCGUUCUUGCGCGCAGGUGCAUAUCAAACCUGAACUAUCCCAAGGCCUCUUUCCCUCUACAGUCGACUACGCAGGCCAUUAAGGAACCUCUCUACGAUCCAGAGGAACUAUCGGGAAUUGUGGGCACAAACCUCCGCCGUCAGAUACCUGCGCAUGAGGUUAUCGCACGAAUCGUCGAUGGCAGUGAAUUCGCCGAAUUCAAACGUGACUAUGGCAGCACCCUGGUCACUGGAUUCGCCCGAAUCUAUGGAACCCAGGUUGGCAUUGUUGCCAACAAUGGCAUCCUGUUCUCCGAGUCCUCACUCAAAGGAGCUCACUUUAUUGAGCUCUGCGCCCAACGAAACAUCCCACUGAUUUUCUUGCAGAAUAUCUCGGGGUUCAUGGUCGGUGCUGAUGCAGAAAGAGGCGGUAUUGCCAAAAAUGGCGCCAAGCUAGUCACCGCUGUCGCCUGUGCCGAUGUUCCUAAAUUUACUGUCGUGUUCGGUUCCAGUGCCGGUGCUGGCAAUUACGGAAUGUGCGGUCGGGCUUACUCGCCCCGUCUUCUCUUCAUGUGGCCCAACGCCAAAAUCGGCGUUAUGGGCUCUGAGCAACUAUCUGCCGUCAUGGAAGCAGUUGGCCGUACUGCAGACCCCGCUCUGAAAGCUCGUAUCGAUCUGGAGUCCGAAGCGACCUUCUCCUCUGCUCGUCUAUGGGAUGAUGGCGUCAUCCCUCCGUCCCAGACCCGACGAGUCCUGGGUCUUAGCUUAGCGGCAGCUCUAGGAGGAAAUGUGGACGCCGACGUUCAGACAAAGUUCGGUGUCUUCAGGAUGUAAAAAUUCCUUUUCAAGCGACGGUGCGGUUAUUUGUCAAGGAUAUCUGUCCGGUGCAUCUUUGCGUAGCAGAACACGCGUCGUGCCUAGCAAUCCAUAAAGAAAGCAUAGAUUUCAAACAUGCCAUCAAAUCUAUCUUUUCGCGGACGAUAUGACUAUGAAACGCUCCAAUGGACUAUAAAAGAUAAAGAUCUAUUAUUGUACUUAAACCAAAACGAAAAUGAAAUAGCUUUUCUGAUGCUCGACAGAUGUGAAGAGGCUCAAAACAGACAAAAUCUCUAAGACGUUAACCACAUCUCAAAUCGUCAGAAAUUAAAUCAUGGACAGGAUGGA